ACUUAUGAAAAAUUUGGCACAGUUGUUAUGUAACAAACUUCACUACAAGCAUCAAAAUAUGGAGCUAAUAACAUGAUUAAUUUAUACCUAAAUCAUUUUACUUUAUAGAAUUAAAAUUGUUUGCAAUGCCUGACAAGAAAUUUUAACAACGAUCAUGUUACGAGAAGAAUGUUAAUCAUGAGAAGGAAAGCACAUUCCAAGGCUAUUGGAAUCCAGUCAACAUCAUCCUCAGGAUUACCCAAAUGGCGACAAUCACCGAUCGAUUUAACCAAAAUAGCCAUCUGGACCAAAAAAUUUCCACCAUUAUUGUUAACUAAUUAUUGGUUAAAUAAGGGUACAGCUACAAUGACUAAUACAGGAAGAACAGUCACCAUUGAAUUUCCAAACAGAAAUGAGAUACCUUAUAUGCGAGGUGGUCCUUUGGGCAACGACGAGUUUCAAUUUAUGAACGUGCAAUUCCGCUGGGGUCCUGACAAUUCCUAUGGUUCUGAACACACCAUAGAUGGCAUUUGGUAUUCCAUGGAGGCACAGAUAAUGCACUGGAACACUCGUUAUGGUUCAAUCGAGAAAUGCUAUGAUAAACCAAAUGGAAUCGCGAUACUCUCGUAUCCUAUGCAAGUCGUUGGAUGCCCUGGAAUCCCUGAUAACCCUUCCCUUACACCAAUUACAGACCACUUGCGGAAAAUCAAGAGACCUGGGACCAACACUGAAAUCCCAGCUGGUUGUUUGCUAUGGAUGUUAGAUGCAUGUAUGGGUCACGGUUAUUAUACUUAUCCAGGUUCAUUAACAACUCAUCCAUACCACGAAUGUGUGGCUUGGAUUAUUACACCCAUUAUAACGAAAAUAGCAACUCGCCAGAUUGAUGCAUUUAGAAGCCUGUAUAACGGUAAAUUACAGCAUAUAUUGCAGAAUUGCCGGCAGCAGCAACCUCUUCGUAGAAGAAUAAUCUAUUUUGCUACUGACAAAGCUGUAGCAUGAAGACAUGACUAUUGUUGUAUAUAAUAAAAUUUGUAAUAACUUGUAUUGAAAUGAAUUUAAUUUAUAAAAAAUACAAAUGAUUUAAUUAAUCAUUGAUAGGUCUUACAAAUAUAGUUUAAA
Osmia lignaria (orchard mason bee) is the source of this 1098-nucleotide messenger RNA. RefSeq names its product carbonic anhydrase 2-like. Gene Ontology annotation, cellular component: cytoplasm. Gene Ontology annotation, molecular function: carbonate dehydratase activity; zinc ion binding. The record is from RefSeq and is a predicted model, not a curated record. Lineage: Eukaryota; Metazoa; Arthropoda; Insecta; Hymenoptera; Megachilidae.